Mandrillus leucophaeus (drill) is the source of this 2349-nucleotide messenger RNA. RefSeq names its product uridine-cytidine kinase 1-like 1 (gene UCKL1). Gene Ontology annotation, cellular component: cytoplasm. NCBI's taxonomy places the organism in Eukaryota, Metazoa, Chordata, Mammalia, Primates, Cercopithecidae. Bases 600 to 2201 code for a protein of 533 amino acids. The transcript has 15 exons. Gene Ontology annotation, molecular function: kinase activity; ATP binding. The record is from RefSeq and is a predicted model, not a curated record.
GGGGUUCACUCUGUAGCCCCAGGCAGGCCAGGGGACUGUAGCUUUUUCCACGGGAUCCAAGAGGGGUGCAGGCACAUGGCGCAGGGUGGUCCUCCGCAAGCCUGCGGCCCUAGGCUGGCCGAAUGUGCCAGCGCACACACAGGAGGGGGCAGUUCACACCAAGGGCUGGCCCGAGGAUUGUCAGGGCCACACCAGGCAAAGCCAGCGCUAUUAAUAUCAGGCACACACAAGCCCUCAGCUGGGUGAUCCUCUUAUGCCUGUGGCCUUGGCCUCUGAGGACGGCAGUGAGUGCUGUGCCCUCAGUACGGUAGGGGCUCCAAGGGCCUCCUAGCUGCUGAGUCUCUGCUGACACUUGGCAGGCAGCUUCUACCAGCCAAGGGUCUCACCCCCAGCCCCCGGCUCUGCACCCACUGUGCUGCCCAUAGGAGUAGUCCUGCCUAUGGACGGGCAGUUCAGGUGGCCGGAGCUCCUGAGCUGCCUUAGGGGACUACUGUGGGUCUGAGGUGGUGAUGCCCCCGACGGUUGCCUGCGCCUGAGCCCCCACUCAUCCACCCCUGGGGCCACUCGCUGUUCAGGAGCACCCACCCGUGUCCUCGACCAUGAGCAGCCCCCCAUCUUACCCUGGCAUCAGGAUCUCAGGGUGCCGGGCCCUUGGAGCAGAAGGCGGCAGCAAUGCAGAGUCCCUGGACAGGCUCCUGCCACCCGUGGGCACCGGGCACUCUCCCCGGAAGCGGACCACCAGCCAGUGCAAGUCAGAGCCUCCCCUGCUGCGCACCAGCAAGCGCACCAUCUACACCGCAGGGCGGCCGCCCUGGUACAACGAGCACGGCACGCAGUCCAAGGAGGCCUUCGCCAUCGGCCUGGGAGGUGGCAGUGCCUCUGGGAAGACCACUGUUGCCAGAAUGAUCAUUGAAGCCCUGGACGUGCCCUGGGUGGUCUUGCUGUCCAUGGACUCCUUCUACAAGGUGCUGACUGAGCAGCAGCAGGAACAGGCCGCACACAACAACUUCAACUUCGACCACCCGGACGCCUUUGACUUCGACCUCAUCAUUUCCACCCUCAAGAAACUGAAGCAGGGGAAGAGUGUCAAGGUGCCCGUCUAUGACUUCACCACGCACAGCCGGAAGAGGGACUGGAAAACACUGUAUGGUGCAAACGUCAUCAUCUUUGAGGGCAUCAUGGCCUUUGCUGACAAGACACUGCUGGAGCUCCUGGACAUGAAGAUCUUUGUGGACACAGACUCUGACAUCCGCCUGGUACGACGGCUGCGCCGGGACAUCAGUGAGCGCGGCCGGGACAUCGAGGGUGUCAUCAAGCAGUACAACAAGUUUGUCAAGCCCUCGUUCGACCAGUACAUCCAGCCCACCAUGCGCCUGGCAGACAUCGUGGUGCCCAGAGGGAGCGGCAACACGGUGGCCAUCGACCUGAUCGUGCAGCACGUGCACAGCCAGCUGGAGGAGCGUGAACUCAGCGUCAGGGCUGCGCUGGCCUCGGCACACCAGUGCCACCCGCUGCCCCAGACGCUGAGCGUUCUGAAGAGCACGCCGCAGGUGCGAGGCAUGCACACCAUCAUCAGGGACAAGGAGACCAGCCGCGACGAGUUCAUCUUCUACUCCAAGAGGCUGAUGCGGCUGCUCAUCGAGCACGCGCUCUCCUUCCUGCCCUUUCAGGACUGCGUUGUGCGGACCCCGCAGGGGCAGGACUACGCGGGCAAGUGCUACGCGGGGAAGCAGAUCACAGGUGUGUCCAUCCUGCGUGCCGGUGAAACCAUGGAGCCCGCCCUGCGCGCUGUGUGCAAAGACGUGCGCAUCGGCACCAUCCUCAUCCAGACCAACCAGCUUACCGGGGAGCCCGAGCUGCACUACCUGAGGCUGCCCAAGGACAUCAGCGAUGACCACGUGAUCCUCAUGGACUGCACCGUGUCCACGGGCGCCGCGGCCAUGAUGGCGGUGCGCGUGCUCCUGGACCACGACGUGCCUGAGGACAAGAUCUUUCUGCUGUCACUGCUCAUGGCAGAGAUGGGCGUGCACUCAGUGGCCUAUGCGUUUCCACGAGUGAGAAUCAUCACCACGGCGGUGGACAAGCGGGUCAAUGACCUUUUCCGCAUCAUCCCAGGCAUUGGGAACUUUGGCGACCGCUACUUUGGGACAGACGCGGUCCCCGAUGGCAGUGACGAGGAGGAAGUGGCCUACACGGGUUAGCUGCCCAGUGAGCCGUCCCCGUCCCCGCCACCCUCCUUCUGCCUUCUGACCCAGGAUUGCCGAAUACAAAGAUGUUAAUUUUUACAAUGUUACCAGUAUAAUUUAUUUUAUGCAUUUUAUAAAAUAAAGCAAGCUUUAGAAAAAUGAA